UGGACAGCAGAGCAGUGCCAGGGAUUCCAAAACUCUAAGGAAUGAGGUUAGUUGGUGUCUGUCCAUGGACAGAGGAUCCCAAUGGGCCUGGUCUUGAUAUGGGAGGAUGUCACAGCAAGAAAGUUGUAAUCCCAGACUUUGAAACUCCAGCAAAAUGCAGCAUGUCGUCCAGGUCGCUGUGUAGAUCGUGUAGGUCGAUGUUUGGAAGUUAUCAGUCAGAUAUACAGCCACAAAACAGAAUAUCGGAAGACUUACCAGUCAAUGGACAGAUGGCGGCGUUUACUUUGGAACAACUGGAGCACUUGGAGAUCUGCCUGAAGGAAGCAGAAGAAAAGGCUAAAGUUCUAUUGGAACAGCUUGCAGCCUCCGAAGAAGCAAAAUCCCAACUGCUUGACAGAGUUGCCAAGCUGGAGGAAAGGCUGGAGGCUGCGAACCAGAGGAAUGCUAGCAGAGUGUCCUACGAAAACAUGGUUCUUGAGAAAGACAAGUGCAUCGAGAAGCUGCAAGUUGAAGUAAAAGCCUCCCAAGAGAAGCUUACAGCCCAUAAACUAAAGUACAAAAAGACAGUGAAAAAGCUACAAACUGAUUUGGCAAUAGCUAAGCAAGAAGCUGCCAUUACUGUCCUGGAACUCAAUGAGAAGAUAAAGACACUCUGUGAAGGAAGACCUUUCCCUAGAGCGUCGAACUCCGUGGAAGUGCCCUAUGGAGGUCUCCCCCCUGUGGAAGAGGGCGACAGAAAGAUUAGCCUCAUUAUGGAGCUAUCCACCCAGCUUUCCCUACAAACUGAGAAGAUCACUCAGCUCGAGGAAGUUUUAGCAGAAAAGGAACGGAAGAUUGAGGAGCUGGCAGCCACGCGCAGUAGCCAACUGUUCCAAGCGGAAGCGAACCUUACAGAAGAUUUACAAGAAGUCCCCACUGUAUGUGUCGAUAGGAGUGUUCCAGUGGCCUCGAAGAAGGAGUUGUAGAUUUCCUAUAUGAUAAUAAUUAAAGUUUAGUGUCAUCAA
Molecule: messenger RNA, 1004 nt
Organism: Peromyscus eremicus (cactus mouse)
Lineage: Eukaryota; Metazoa; Chordata; Mammalia; Rodentia; Cricetidae
Gene: Ccdc192
Product: coiled-coil domain containing 192
Exons: 7
Coding region: 42-965 (307 amino acids)
Source: RefSeq, a predicted model, not a curated record